Marmota monax (woodchuck) is the source of this 7872-nucleotide messenger RNA. RefSeq names its product CBFA2/RUNX1 partner transcriptional co-repressor 2 (gene Cbfa2t2). Gene Ontology annotation, molecular function: transcription corepressor activity. Gene Ontology annotation, biological process: negative regulation of DNA-templated transcription; DNA-templated transcription. Gene Ontology annotation, cellular component: nucleus. The record is from RefSeq and is a predicted model, not a curated record. The coding region runs from base 1650 to 3377 and encodes 575 amino acids. Lineage: Eukaryota; Metazoa; Chordata; Mammalia; Rodentia; Sciuridae. The transcript has 11 exons.
AUGUAUAUGAACAGUCUUCUAUUUGUAUUCUGUUAAUGUACAUUUUAGUAGUAAGAAAUGUGUUAAUAUAAUCCAGGAAGAAGCCCAGCCCUCCUCCAUUAACUUUUAUUUUUAUUAUUAUUAUUAUUAUUUUUUGUAGUAGUAGUAUUAAGGAUUGAACACAGAGGCCUGCUAUCACUGAGUUACAUCCCCAGCCCUUUUUACUUUUUGAUUUAGAUAGUGUCUUAUUAAGUUCCCAAACUGGUCUCAUAUUUGUAAUCCUCCUUCCUCAGCCUCCCUAGUCCCUGGGAUUACAGGCACAAGCCACCACGCCCAGUUUAACCUUUUAUUUUAAAACAUGGAUUCAUAGAAAGUUGCAGUAGAAAAAGGAAAAAAUGUAUAUGAUGGUCCCCUGCACCCUUUGCCCAGUUUACCCCAAUGGUAACAUCUUAUGUAAGUGACUCCUCAUCAGUUUACCCCAAUGGUAAUGUCUUAUGUAAGUAUAAUAUCAAUUUUUAAUUAUCAGUUUUCAUUCAGCAGAAAUCAGCUAAGCAGCUAUUUAUAUGCCAGCUCUUGAGAGUAGAUUAAACUCUGACCUUGUGCAGUUCUUCUUGUUUUUGGCUUGUCAGAAUAAUUGUCUCCAAAUAUAGUUUUUAUUCUUGUGUUCUUUGUUGAAACUUAUUUGCAGCUCUUUUUAAUGUUAAACAUUGUUAUUCCUCACUUUCAUAUUUACUUUCUUUUAAAACAAUUUUUACACUGUGUUCCCAUCUUUGUUUUAUAAUCUUUACAGCACCAGAACCAUGUUGCCUGCAUUGUCUUAUUUUAAUCACAUGCCAGUUUUGCAGUGCUACCAAGUCUGGAUCUGAGAGGCAGCUUGUGUGAAUCAUUUACAUACAUUUCUGUUUAUAUUCUCCAAAUUAAUUUGGAACUUUAUAUUUUUUAUCCACUUGUAUGUUCAAAACACAUUUUAAUAAUUCAUUUUAUGAAGGAAUUUGUCAUCUGUGAUUUAAAAAUUGGCUCAAAGAGCAGAACUAUUAAACAAUAGCAGAAACCGCACAAUAUGUAGGACUUUAAAUGGUAAUUGCUAAACAUUUGCAUGUUCUCAAAAAUCUUAGUGUGUAUCUAUAUGCUAUUCCACUAGGACUUGCACAGAUAGGUUUUGCACAAUAUCUUUGCUGUUACUGUCAGCCAUAAACAAAUUACACGUAUUUAACAAGUUAAUGUCAGAUUGGCCAGGAGCCACCGGGAGGUGUGUACUUAGUGACAUCAGCUGGCAAAGAGCCCUGGUAACAGGGAGGGUUGGAAGGGUUGUGGAGAGAGAGGAAGCAGGAGGGAGAGAGGAAAAGAGACAGAGAGAGACUGACUGUAUCUGGGGAUUCUGGCAAGGUGAAGAGCUGGUCUGUUUGGCAGGACCUUCCCAUCUGGGAUCCAUCUGUGUUUCCCUGGAAUGGGACAGGCAGCUCCAGUCAGUGAGAAAUCGCAGAUGUGAGAGAGCUGACACAUGUCCAGCUAAUGAAAGGAGGAGGAAGGCUGGUCUCCGAUUGGGCUUUGAAGAUUAGGAGGAGAAAAAGAAGAGCUUUUAAAUAUCUAAUUCAAAUAAAUUUUAUACUAAAAACUUGGAUUGUUAUAACCUGGGCGUUCAGGUUGGUUCUGAGAAAAGGGUGCCAGCAAUGCCUGGAUCGCCUGUGGAAGUGAAGAUACAGUCAAGAUCCUCACCUCCCAUCAUGCCACCCCUCCCACCAAUAAAUCCAGGAGGACCAAGGCCAGUGUCCUUUACUCCUACAGCAUUAAGCAAUGGUAUCAACCAUUCUCCUCCUACCCUGAAUGGCGCUCCAUCACCACCACAGAGAUUCAGCAAUGGUCCUGCCUCUUCCACUUCAUCUGCGCUAACAAAUCAGCAGUUACCAGCCACUUGUGGAGCUCGGCAACUCAGCAAGUUGAAACGCUUUCUCACCACUCUGCAACAGUUUGGCAAUGAUAUCUCGCCUGAGAUUGGGGAGAAAGUUCGGACUCUCGUUCUAGCACUGGUGAACUCAACAGUGACAAUUGAAGAAUUCCAUUGCAAGCUCCAAGAGGCUACAAACUUUCCUCUUCGUCCUUUUGUGAUUCCAUUCCUCAAGGCCAACUUGCCCCUGCUGCAGCGAGAACUGCUGCACUGUGCUCGGGCUGCCAAGCAGACCCCGUCCCAGUACCUUGCUCAGCACGAACACCUUCUGCUCAACACCAGUAUCGCGUCUCCUGCCGAUUCUUCAGAGCUGCUCAUGGAGGUUCAUGGAAAUGGAAAAAGACCCAGUCCAGAGAGAAGGGAAGAGAGUAAUUUUGAAAGAGAUACUAUUCCUCCUGAGCCUCCAGCCAAGAGAGUGUGUACCAUCAGCCCUGCUCCUAGGCACAGUCCUGCCCUCACUGUGCCCCUUAUGAAUCCUGGGGGCCAGUUCCAUCCUACUCCUCCACCUCUCCAGCACUAUACGUUAGAAGAUAUUGCAACUUCUCACCUAUAUCGGGAACCCAAUAAGAUGCUAGAACAUCGAGAAGUUCGUGAGAGGCACCACAAUCUUAGUCUAAAUGGAGGCUAUCAGGAUGAGUUGGUAGACCACCGUUUGACAGAAAGGGAAUGGGCUGAUGAAUGGAAACAUCUUGACCAUGCCCUGAAUUGCAUUAUGGAAAUGGUAGAGAAAACAAGGCGCUCCAUGGCAGUUCUGAGGCGCUGCCAGGAAUCUGACCGUGAAGAACUCAACUACUGGAAAAGACGAUUUAAUGAAAACACAGAGAUGAGGAAAACAGGGACCGAGUUGGUCUCCAGGCAGCACAGCCCUGGGAGUGCAGAUUCACUCAGCAGUGAUUCUCAGCGGGAAUUCAGUAGUAGACCAGGAACAGGAUACGUACCUGUGGAGUUUUGGAAGAAAACAGAAGAAGCUGUGAAUAAGGUGAAAAUUCAGGCCAUGUCAGAAGUACAGAAGGCCGUGGCUGAGGCUGAGCAAAAAGCCUUUGAAGUGAUUGCAACAGAGAGAGCGCGAAUGGAGCAGACCAUAGCGGACGUCAAACGACAGGCUGCGGAGGACGCCUUCCUCGUCAUCAACGAGCAGGAAGAGUCGACCGAGAACUGCUGGAACUGUGGCCGCAAAGCCAGUGAGACAUGCAGUGGCUGCAAUAUCGCACGGUACUGCGGCUCUUUCUGCCAGCACAAGGACUGGGAGCGGCACCACCGCCUCUGUGGCCAGAGCCUGCAUGGCCAGAGUCCCCACAGCCAGGGCCGGCCGCUGCUUCCUGGAGGGAGGGGCUCCUCGGUCAGGUCUGCUGACUGCAGUGUGCCCAGCCCAGCCCUGGACAAGACCUCAGCAGCCACCUCACGUUCCUCAACUCCUGCCUCUGUGACAGCCAUUGAUACCAAUGGACUCUAAACCCCAAGUUCCACUUCUCUGAUGACCACUCUGAAUGACAGAACCCUUGCACCAAAGGGCCUGGCUGUUGGAAUAAGUAGCUUGGGUCAUCAGCAAGAAAUGAAGUGCAGCAGGAAACAUCCAAGCAGCACUCUGUGGUCUGUCUUGGACUUGCAUCUGUGUCCUGGUAGAAUGAGUGCCAUUCUCUGCACACAAGCAGCCCAUCUGAGCUGCUUCUUCUGGGGGCUUUCAUGGUGUGUUCCUUCCCAGCUGAAGCUGGCUUGGCUCCUUGGAGGCCACAACUUCCCCAGCUCCUUGAGUCAGCAGACUGAUGAAUGUGAUAGCCAGGCUGGCAGCAGCUUGCCAUGUACUAUCUCCCACUCUGUCCAUGGUCCUCAGAUGGCAGAGACCUCGAGCCUGGCAGCAGACUGAGGAGGAGAAGGAUUCCCCCCUCCCACUGAGUAGCUCUUUGAGCCCUUUUCCAUCCUCAGAAGGCGACACUGAUUGGCUUCAUGGGCACUUGGGUAUACCAAAAGCAUCACCUUGAGACUCCCUUCUCAACCCUGCUUUCAGACUUAAGAUGCUCAGAAAUGACAGGAAAGAAGUCACCACUUUAAUAUGAGCACCCAUGAUAAUAAAAAUAAAUAAAUAAAUCUUCCCUAAGCAACACAGAUCAUUUUGGACAAGAUUUUCCAACCUGGCUGGCUACUUUACUUUGGAACCCAUUUUUCUCCCUCUUUCUUGAUUUUGCUUGUGCAGAAAAUAUUUUCCAGCGCAUGGAUUUGUCCAAGAGAGAAUGAGACUCCAUCAUGUUAGUCUUUUCUCUCUGAGCAUGUUGACCACCUCCUGUCAUCAAAUCACUGAGUGGAUCAUCCCUUGGAAAUGCAGAGCCUUCUGCCCUCGCCUGGCUGUUUGCACAGUUGUCUCGUUCUAUGUCCUUUUCUCUCUCAGACCACACACGUCCAGACUGCUGUGGGCAUCUUCUGCCCACGGGCUCUGUUUAGCACCUUUAGGCCACAGUUGUCCCCCUGGAUGUGCUGUGGUGUGUUUGUAGGACUUGCCCCACCCACCAAGGCCUGGUCUUCUCUGAGCAGCCCUCCUGGACCUGAAGGAAUCCUUCAGACCUGCUCCAUGGAGUCAUUAGCAGGCACAGUCUCAGUUUACCUUCCCUUAGCUGUUCAGUACCUUCCCUCUGGUUCGUGGAGUGUGGGACUCAUCUAGGAAAGCAAGCCUGACCCGUUCUUCCUCCUCUCUCCAGGAGUUUUCCUGCUUCCUGGCACUCCAAAUUGACAUUACCUGUAUCCCUUUCACAGUGGUGGCCACUGCCUCACAGGUUCUCUUCUGCCAUUUGGGUUUUGUCGGGAGCCCAAGGACCUUGCCUGCCCCUCCUGCUUGGCACCUUUGAGCCUCUAGUGUCCUGUCCCGUGGAAUCAGUUGGAGUGACGUGGUUAGCCCUGCUCCUGCUGGCUUGAGAGCCAGGGUUAGAUCACCACCUUCACACAGACAGAGUGCAGGAAGAGGGAUGGACACAGUGGUGUUCUUGCAUAGAGGGGCAUCUUCCUUUAGAACCCACCUGAUUCAUCUUAACCAGUCUUAGACACUCAAUACAAGACACCUUUAAAAUCCCUAGAUUUCCAUCCUAUAAAGCAAGGUAUACUCAGAAAAAGAAGAACAGAGAAUCAUGCUCCUUGACCACAUAAGACCCCCUGUUUUCUGUCAGCCUGUAUGGCUGUGUCCCCACCACCUCUACCUCCUGGAGCCCUAGCAGCUAGGGCAGCCUGGCUUUACUAGGCAUGGAGUCAAUCCUCAAAUUGUGCACCCACAUUUCCAUAAGAAAGGCGGUAUCUUCUGAAAAGACCUUUGAGCCUCUAACUCAGUUGUAGAAGGAGGGCAUCUCACAUUAUAUACUGGAUCUGCCCUCGGGUUAUUUUCCUUAAAUAAGUUAGAUGAACACCUAAACAGCUUUUUAAAAUCUUCACUGGCAACAAGACUAGCCAGGGUAGCUCAAGUUUUUUACUGGCUGGAAUAAAGAGCCAAAACAAAUAUAAUACUUAUCAGGGCUUGAGGUCGAUUUGGGGUGUAGGGCCUGACCUACUUCUGUGGGCUCUGGUUUCAAUGACAGUUCCUGUUUCCAAGUCUUUGUAAUGCUGUUCUAGACUGCUUUGCUCAUGUGAUACUGGAAGCCUGUCUGCAGACCUGAGCAAAAUUGUGCACCACAGUUCUCAGACCAUUCCCUAUGUUCAUUCUGGUCAGUGUCACACACAAGUCACUAGGGCAUCAGUACAGGACUAACUAUUCAAACUUAAGGAAUCCCUUUCUCUGGGAACUUCCUUUCUCUAAUCCAACUUCCUAAUUGAGGGGAAGAGCAGAACCUAGGAUGAGGUAGGUGGCUGGGGGGACAGAUGUGAGUCCAGGUUCCAGGUUAGAGUUGAGCAUAAAGCGCCCCCCACCACCACCACCUUUCUCAUCUCCACUAGGAUUUAAAAGAAGUAGUAUCCGUAUAAUGAGGUUGCUCAGAGGUCUGGCCUCUACUCAGGCUAAGAGGCUGGGAUGAUGGUACAAAAGUGUGCAGGGCAAGGCAGUCAGAGGCUCUUUGAUUUUAUCAUGGAAACCAGAAGCAAAGAGCAUAAGGCCAGUGCUCAACAUCGCUUGCUGAGGGACACUGAUGAGUUCUUUGCCAAAAGAAUGAUUGCAGGAACCAGAGAACACCAAAUGUGGCCAAAGUAGGAGCCGACUUUUUUUUUUUUUUUUUUUUUUUUUGAGGGGGGGUGUAUCUUGAGAUUGAACCCAGGGAUGCUUUAUCACUGACCACAUCCCCAACCCUUUUUAUUUUUUACUUUGAGAUAGGGUCUCCCUAACUUGCUUAGGGCCUCACCAAGUUGCUAAGUCUGGCCUUGAACUUGCUUCAGUCUCCCAUGUCACUGGGAUUAUAGAUGUGCAUCACCAUACCUGGCUUGGAACCGACUUAAGUGUCCCAAGGGAUAGUUGAGGGCAGGGUUUCUAUCUUCAGUUGUUUUCUGUGUCCCCUUUCACCUGCACUGUCCUGACUCCAUGCAACCGUGAAGGUGACUCAAGCCCAGGAAUAGGCAGUCCACCCUGUGAACCACCCUCUAGAGCUGGUACUGAUCAAAUUUCAGCUCCAGGGCUGAAAUUUCAGCACAUCUGCUCAGAUUGGGUGGAUGGAUCAUUCUUAGGGCACCCCUGAGUCGUGUCUGCCAGGAUAUCUACAUCUGGGAACCUCAGGUCUACCCUUGGCACUGACUGCUCCCCUCUGCAGUGUGGACCCUUUGCUAUCUGCCCAUCAGUUCCCCUAGAAUUCAUCAUUUCUUGGUGUCAACCUGUGCAUCUUUAGCAUCCAGACAGAAACAUCUACAUGUUGCUUUCUUUGUACAACCUGUCCCAAAGUUGAAGUGAUCCCCAACUGUCACUGCUCACAAGGCUGUAGACAUUGGUUCGGGUCAUUCUGGAAGAUAUCUCAGCAAUUGUGUUUGAAGAUUCAACAGUAUAAUUGGAAUGUGUGGUAGUGAGUUGUCCAGAGAGAGCAUAAAGGACCACCAGAUGGCCAUUUGUUCUGGAAACUGUAGAGGGCCACGGAUGGAAUAAAGCAUUACCAGUACGAUACAUCUUGGGGGCUUUCUUCAUAACUGAACUAGAACCAAGGUUCAAAGGCUGUGGAUUCCAAGCCAGUUUUUUGGAUGGUUUUUACUUGGGUGGCGGCAUGUUUGAACCAAAUGUGAGAAAAGCCAGAAGGACUGUCCCAGCACAGGCCAAAUAGCCAGCUGUCAGAGAAGAGCCCUGCCUGGGCCCAACUGGGCAACAGGGCCGGCUGUUCGGCAGGCCCCUUCCCACUUGAGGAUGUUCUUGUGAAACCAAAAUGCUGACUACUGGCCUCUUUGCUCCGGUGCAUUGACAUGCUCAUUUCCAAAGAUGAUGGAGCAGGUGACCUUUCCCAUCAUGAGCCAGAAGGUUGGGAAGCCUGAGGGCAGGCCCCCUCCAAGCCACAGAAAAUGGCGCUUCCCACGCACCCCCCAUCUGGUCAGGCCUCCAGCUGCCAGUGUAUACUCUCAUUGAUGCUUAAACCAAAUAGGGCAUGUGUGGCUGGUGUCUGUCAGGGACAGCCCCGUCCCUGUCUUGGAGUCAGCAGAGAGAAGCAGCAAUAAGCAUUCGGUGAAUGGUUGAAAGGGCUGUUUGGCUAAGAGGCCUUCAGCCCACUGACAUGGCUUUCCAAGUUCCUGAUAAGGCUACAAAGGCUCCGUCCAUAAAAGAAAGCUGAUAAUGUAAAUAAGUAGAAAACUAAGCCGCAGAGCGCAAUUUUCAAAGGGGGACAUGAAUGUGAAACCACCCUCAGAAUGCGUUAGUCUGAUUUUUCUGUGCUUUGUCAUUUUACUCUGAUAGGAACUUUUGUUACUUAACUCUGUGCAUAACUUAUUUAAUGUACUGUAUAAAUGAACCAAAACUGUUAAAUAUGUAUUUAGUUUGUUCUACUUAAAGUAGUCAAUAAAAAGGCUAUAUUCCU